AUGAUGGGAUUAAAGAGAAUGAUGGAGAAAUUAGGUGUUCCAAAGACUCAUCUGGAAGUGAAGAAGAUGAUCUCUGAGGUCACUGGGGGAUGUAGUGAAACCAUUAAUUACAGAGACUUCGUUAAGAUGAUGUUGGGGAAACGUUCUGCUGUUCUUAAGUUAGUCAUGAUGUUUGAAGGAAAGACCACAGUAAAUAACACACCUCUUGGGCCACCUCCAAAAAGGGAUAUUGCCAGCUUGCCUUGAAAUUGGUUUGACCAGCAACUGUUGAAAUUGACAAUUAAACCCACACUUCUACAUGGUGACAUACAAGUGGUUUGUAAAUGGAAACUGUUUUAAAGUUGGCUACCAUCAACUCUACAAGGAUAUCUUGACAGAGAAGUUAACAGGAAAAGGGAAAACUUGCAGUGUCGGCACAUGCAUAUUUGACUUGAUUGCAGCAUUUGGUCUGAGCUCAUUGUCCCCCCCACACAUAAUUUUGGAUCAGCAGCUCCUCUUGCUUUGUGUAUUUGUAUGUUACAAAUGACCUUUAUGUAGCAAGCAUAUAUGUUGCAAGCUGUAAUUUGCAGAGAUUCUAAAUGCAUCAGGCAAAGUCUACUUUCCCAAGUUAUUCAAAUGAACUGUUUCACAAGUGUCCAGAAAACUAACUCUCAGAAUUCUUUGAUAUUUUAGUCCAAAAUUGUAUAGGCAUUCUAAACUGCAGCGCCUUUUUCUGUGGUUUCUAACCAAGGAAAAUUUUGUUCUCAUAAUUAAUAGCAGUACAUAUUCAGUACUCAAAUUUUAACUUUGUAUGCUUUCAGAUGAUUUUAGCAGUGAAAGGAAUGUAUUUAUCCACUCUGUGACUUAAUUUUUGUAUUCAUUUACAUAAUCUUUAUUUUGACUACAAAUGUUUGUGACACAGCUUGGAAUUUCAGGGUAAUAUUUAGUAACACUUGAGUAAGACCAGUAAACUGCAUUGUGUUAAAUUUGAUUGCAUCAUAGUACAACUCUUCCAAAGUUAUAACCAUAUCCUGCAGCUACUGAACUUAGCUUGGAGCUGGACAUACACAGUUUACAUGAGAGAGUUCUGCCAAGUUACUUUAUGGCAGGAGCCUGUACUUUAGGGAGCUGGAUGUAUCACUUAACAUUGCCCUGGAUGUUGAAGAGCUGCCAUAGCAGAGAUGUUUCCCUUUUGGAAUACAUCCUUUUUCCACUUUCAGGAGAGUUUAAUGUAGUAGCUUUACUUUUUAUCAUUAAAAUACAAAGUACGAGUUUCUUGCUAGCCUCUUAGCAGAAACUGGUGACUUGUGUUAACAGUGUAUGCCUGAAACAGCUUCUUAGUUGAGUGCCCAUUUUUUUUAUGUUGCAGUCCACAGUACAUAUGUUAAGACUGUUACACAAUGUGAUGGUUUGACUGUGGGGUUGUUUUUUGUGCAGGGAAAGCAUUAGCGUUUUAAUCUAGUAUCUUAUCCAGUACCUUAAACAGAUUAAUUUUUAUUACCUUUGUCAUGUAUACCCCAAUUGUUUUUAUCUGGUUUUCACUGAAGUACAUCAGGUUGUCAUUCUUUUUUUGGCACUCAUGUAUGAGAUACUUAGCAGAAACUCUGCAUAUCAAACCAUUUGGUACUUGCACAAAGUGAUGUUCCAUAUGCACUUCCACCAUUUGCCAUAUUUUAUUCCAUUUUUUUUUUAUUAAGGUUGAUGAUCCAAAGUAUGUUGAAGCAGAAUUGGGACCACUUUUUAGCAUUACCUCACAUGGCAGAAAAUACAAUGUAGUUUUCUGUCAUCACUGUAGAAUGGCCACAUGGUCAUCUGUUUAAUGUAGCAGAGAAGAUGCUAGCUUUGCUUUGACUAGUAUGGGGAGCAUAUAAAGCACUUGGACCACAGAAGCAGGUUUUGGUAUACAAGCUGUCUUUUGGGCGUAGUGGAAGCAGCAUGCACAGAUUAACUUUGCUGCACAGAUGUCCUUUUAUUUAACGAUGUCUGCCAGACUCAUUCCUAAUAACAUUGUAGUGAUUUUGUAUGUAAUUUUCCUUAUUACUAAGGGGUCCUGCUUUUGUGAUUUUUAUUUAAUAUUUAGUUUUUUAAAGAACAAAUGUGUGAAAGCCUUACUUGUACAAAGCUUUUCAAUUUUACAGCUGUAAUUAAGUAAUCAAUUGUAUGUAAUGUAAACUUUAUUUUGUACAGAUAAACAAUAAAGAAUUUUAAGAAA
Molecule: messenger RNA, 2191 nt
Organism: Protopterus annectens (West African lungfish)
Lineage: Eukaryota; Metazoa; Chordata; Ceratodontiformes; Protopteridae
Product: allograft inflammatory factor 1-like
Exons: 2
Coding region: 1-246 (81 amino acids)
Biological process (GO): ruffle assembly; actin filament bundle assembly
Cellular component (GO): actin filament; ruffle membrane
Molecular function (GO): actin filament binding; calcium ion binding
Source: RefSeq, a predicted model, not a curated record